Messenger RNA from Medicago truncatula (barrel medic), 1078 nucleotides. Its product is annotated as transcription factor MYB13. Bases 199 to 1017 code for a protein of 272 amino acids. The transcript has 2 exons. NCBI's taxonomy places the organism in Eukaryota, Viridiplantae, Streptophyta, Magnoliopsida, Fabales, Fabaceae. The record is from RefSeq and is a predicted model, not a curated record.
ACCAUUAUCAUUGACUCUUAUUAAACUAUAACAUGUUGUAAUAUGAAACACGUUUUGUAUGUGAAAGCGUGUAGUAUAAAUUCAAGUAGGACUAUGCUCUGACACAAAGAAACAAGGUACAAACAAGACCAACUUUGUAGAGACAAACACACUCACUCAUUGAAUUUGAGUUCACUUGUUUCUCAAAAAAUAAUUAAGAUGGCAAGAACUCCUUCUUGUGACAAAAAAAGUGGAAUGAGAAAAGGGACAUGGACUGCUGAAGAAGAUAGGAAAUUAAUUGCUUAUGUCACUAGAUAUGGUUGCUGGAAUUGGCGCCAACUUCCCAAGUUUGCAGGUCUUUCGAGGUGUGGGAAGAGUUGUAGAUUGAGGUGGUUGAAUUAUCUAAGGCCUAAUAUCAAAAGAGGAAACUUUACUCAAGAAGAAGAGGAGUUGAUUAUCAGAAUGCAUAAAAAUCUUGGGAAUAGAUGGUCAACCAUUGCGGCCGAGUUACCUGGAAGAACAGAUAAUGAAGUGAAGAACUAUUGGCAUACUUCCCUAAAGAAGCGAGUUGAACACAACCAAAUCACAAAUAUUGAAGAAACCAAAUCGAAAGACAUUGAAUCCACACAGGAUAGGGAUAUUUCCUUUCUACAAGUUACCCCUCCAGCUAGUUCCCAAACCCUAGAUAUCACUGGCCCAUUUUCCCCACUUUCUUCAUCUAGUGAAUUCUCUUCUACAGAUUAUUCAGAUCACAGUACCACUUAUGUGGAUGAUUUUGGUUUUCUAGAUGGAUUUAUAGACUACGUGGGUGAAAAAUCUUGGGAUGAACAUUCCAACACACCAACUGAAAUAGUGCAAAACAAUACUAAUCGUGAUUUUGAAAGCUUUUUAGAUGCGUACAAGGAGUCAACAAUUGAUAGUUUUUGGACACAACCAUAUGAAGCUGACAUGUCCCACGUUUCAAGCCAAUUGCUGGCACCUUUGCCAAUGGAACCUGAAUAUUUUUCUAUAGUAUAUGAUGACGAUAUUUGGAAUUGAACUGUUGAAGCAAUUUGUAAGAUAACAUGGAACAAUGAUAAGUAGACACCUUUAAUGUGUA